Rosa rugosa (rugosa rose) is the source of this 803-nucleotide messenger RNA. Its product is annotated as histidine-containing phosphotransfer protein 1-like. The transcript has 6 exons. NCBI's taxonomy places the organism in Eukaryota, Viridiplantae, Streptophyta, Magnoliopsida, Rosales, Rosaceae. The record is from RefSeq and is a predicted model, not a curated record. Gene Ontology annotation, cellular component: nucleus; cytoplasm. Gene Ontology annotation, molecular function: histidine phosphotransfer kinase activity; protein histidine kinase binding. The coding region runs from base 92 to 550 and encodes 152 amino acids. Gene Ontology annotation, biological process: phosphorylation; cytokinin-activated signaling pathway; phosphorelay signal transduction system.
UAAGUCAAACCCAUUUGGGAUAUCUGCCUCCAGUUCCACAUAGUAUCAAUUUUCAGUCAAAAGUCUGAGAAAGCAAAAGAGCAAAGCCACCAUGGAUGCUGUGGCUCAGUGGCGGAACCAGUGGUUUGACUACACCCAUUAUCUGCGACGAGAGGGAUUCUUGGAUGAUCAGUUUGCACAACUGAAGAAGCUCCAGGAUGAAAACAGCCCAGAUUUCGUGGUUGAGGUUGUUUCUCUGUUCUUUCAAGAUUCUGAGAAGCUUCUCAACAAUAUGGCUAGGGCUCUAGAGCAGAAUGUUGUAGAUUUCAAACAAGUAGAUGCCUGUGUCCAUCAAUUCAAGGGUAGCAGUGCCUGGAUAGGUGCAAUGAGACUUAAAAAUGUAUGCAUCAACUUCAGAAAUUAUUGUGAGGCGCAGAACCUUGAGGGGUGUUUGGGGUGUUUGCAACAAGUACGACAAGAAUGCUUGGCAUUAAAGAACAAUCUUGAAAACUUGUUUAGGUUGGAGCAACAGAUAGUGGCUGCUGGUGGAUCAAUUCCUGUUAUGGAAUGAAUUCUAAGACAGAAUGCCCUGCUGCUAGGAAAGACAUUCACAACUAUGGCUUCCACAUGAUAUUUCAGUCAUUUAGUCUUAAGAUUGAUCUUACUUCGACUUAACAAAGGAAAUUUCUUAGAUCCCCCUAGCGUUAUCAUGAGUUUGCAUGUGACAAUGUAGGAUAUGUUGCUUAGUAACUUUCUUAGAUUAUUCAUUAUGUAAGGCUCUAUUAUGAAGCAAUGUUCAUCAGUCCCACAACAUUUCAUCAUCA